GAUUCGUUCUCUGCGCGCGCUUUUCAGCUUCUUCGCCCGACGGCGGGGUGGCCUCGCGCGCCUCUUCCACUGACAGCGGCCUCAAAGCCAAUCACUCAGUCCUGAGGGAAGGAGGAGAGGGGCGCCUGCAUUCGGGCGGCCUUUGAAGGGGAAAAUGGCGGCGGCUGCUGCUGCUGCUGCUUCCCCCGCAGACGGGGACGUUCAGCCAUGUAAAAAACGAAAAGAAGAUGAUCCUUCUAUUAAAGCAAUUACAAAAUAUUUUUCUCCUUUAGAAAAAAAUGUUGAUAGAGUGGCGUCACCUCCAAAGCCUAACAAUAUAAUGGACUAUUUUAAAAAAACAUCUCUUACAAACGAGAAGAUUGUUUCACCUGUAACAGAGAAAGAAAGCAAAACAACCAGUUUAUCUUUGGAAAAUUCUUCAAAAUCUUCAACAAGGCUUAAGCGAAGGGGAAAGAGAUGCAAUUUAACCAAUACGUUAAAAGAUGUGAAAACACUUGACGUAGUGAUAGAAAUUAAUAGCGAUGAUAGUAGAGAAAUAUUGAGUCCAGAGGAAAAAGAUCCUAAAGCUAGUUCCAUUAGUCCCAAUGUUUCUACAUUGCUUGGCCCCACAACUGUAGAAGAAACGUUAAAUGCUUGCAGCAAGAACCCUGUCAGCAUUGUUGGCUUCAAAAAUCAAGAAGAAAAAAUUAAGAUGGAGGGAGAUAAAAUAAAGGCUAAUGUAAAAAGAUCAAAGAAAAGGAAGCAUAAAGAUGAGAGUGACUUGUCUGAAAGUUUUGUCAUUGAAACCCAACACAAGGAUCUGUAUAAAGUGGUUGAUGAGAAGCAAGUUGUUAAUGAAUAUGAGAAUAAAAACUCAGUAAACAUUCAAGAUAAUGACACUAGUGCUCAUGAGACACCACAAGUAAAUGACAAUACUGUGACUAUAUCAUUUGAGGACUUUCUAAAAAGUCAAGGAGAAAAUAAAGUUGAUCACAUUCCAAAAGCACAAACAUUGGAUAAUUGCAUUGCAUGUGAUGAAUCAGACAAAUGUGAAGAGAUUCAGCAGUUACCACUUAAGAAAGUCACUGUCCUUGCACAAAUCCAUUCUGUCCCCCCAAAAUCUUCUUCUCAGAAAAUAGCCUCAAUUUUUUUAAAGCAGAAACCCAAGAAAGUUAAAAGACAAAGCAGUCCAUCAGCCUCAGAGGCGGAAGUUACUGAACACAUGACUCAGAAAAGAAAAUCUAAUGUGGUGAUAGCAGAAGAAGAGUUAGAACUGGCUAUAUUGGAAACUUCAGGUUCAGAGGCUGCGAAGUCUAAGUGCACUGAAGAAGAAAGGUACCAGUUUAUGAAAGCUUUUAAACAACCAGAAUCUGAAACCUUGAAGACUGCAGCUAAAAGGGGGUCUGGUAAGCAAAAGGAAGCAGGAGGAAAAUCUUUAAAACACAAUCUGGAAAUGGAAGAAAGUGAGGAUGUUUCUAAUGAAAAGCUAGAAAAUGAAGUAUCAACUGUUAAUACUAACAGCAGUUCCCAUGAUAAAGAUAGCAAAAAUGACAGCGGCAGAGUAAGAAGUGACAAGCUCAAGAGGAAAAAGAAGAUACCGAAAACAAAUGAGAAAGAUUUAAAUAUAAAUACCAACCAGAAAGGUGAAGUUAAUGAUGAAAUUAAAGCAGGGACAUCAAAUGAGAUUCGCAACAAACUAACUCAGAAAAAUAAGGGAUUGAGGAGAAGUCCACGACAAAAAAAAGACAAAGAUAUGAUACAGUGUACACCAGAAAAAGCAGAGAUUACUGAGGCUGUUACAGAAAGCACACCACCUGCUAUCCCUCUGCAGGCUUCAACUCCAAAAACAAACAACAGGAUGCUUAGUAAAAGUAAUCUGUAUAAAGCUGAGAUGAUUAUUGAAUCUUUGGAUUCAAAGAGCCCAAUAAGGAUGAAAUUUACCAGAAUUAGUAUAGCUGAGCGAUUUAUGAAACAGAAUAUAAAGGUGAACACCAACUCUAACAACAUGUCCAAAGCAAAGAAAUUAGUUGAGAAAGCUAAGGUUCUACAACAUAACCGAAAAACCAGGAUUGUUGAAGAUACAUUACAUACACCUUUGAGACGUUCAUCUAGACAGCAGGCAAUCGCUGAUAGGAAAAGGUCACAGAACAUGGAAGAUUCAGUAAUUAUUUUGGAUUCAUGCACAAGCAAUAUCGCUACUGCUGUAGGAAGUGUGGACAAACAAAGGAAACUCCAAAAUCUGAAUGAUGUAUUGGGGAAAAAGGCUGGAAAUGUGAAGGCAACAAAGAAAUCAAAUGGGAAAGAAAACAUAUCUUCCUUACAAAGGAAAAAAAUCAAGAAGCCUACAGAGGAAGAAGCGAUUACCAUAUUACAUGAAAACAGUGAAGAUGAUUCUGAAAAUUCUCAAGAUGAUAAGCAAUUCAGAGCAAAACGUGAAUUUUUAAUGAGUGGUUUGCCAGAGUCUUUAAAAAGGCAAAUUACAAAGAAGGCAGCAGCACUGGAAGCAUAUUCCUUAGCUAAUUCCUGUUUUCGGACAGUUGUUCAUGUGCAGCAGAAGGAUGAGGGAUGUUUGAUGUGGAGGUUGAUGUUGCCUUCAUGCCCUCUCUUAACUAACUUAAGAGAAGUGGAUUUGGAUGUAACUGAUGUCGCAAAACUCACUUUUUCACUUGGUGAAUUUUCAGUUUUAAAUGCACAGCCUCACAACACUGAUUCUCAAAUGACUGUGCCAUCUGGAUGGCGACCUGCAUUUUCUGAUGCACAAAAGAACUGUUUGUUGGAGGAGAUUCAGUGUUGCAACAUGCAUUUUCCUGUGAAACAAUUUUUUGAUUUAAUCAUGAAAAAACAAGCUGCUCCUGAAAAAAAUAAACAAGUAAGCAUAUGUGAAGUUGUAAAUCCUGAAACAAGCAAAAAAACUGAUAAUCGGAAAAAAGCCAAAAGAAAACGGCAAACUGAAGAUCACAAAUCCAGAAGAAGGAAGCCAAUGGAGAACACAGAGAUUGACUUGCUAAAUAAAGUUUCCAAAGUAUUGAAUGUAAAGCAGGCUGGCAUGGAAAAUACAAGCCACAUAAUAGAUACGCAUGAGAUAGAAGAGUCGGAAACUCUAACAAUAGAAGACUCUGACCUUGGAUCAGAAGUUAGUGCUGUGUCUGAUUUUACACAUGAAGACAUCCUCUGGACAGAAAAAUACCAGCCACAGAACUCCAGUGAACUUAUAGGCAACACUAUAGCAAUUAAAAAGCUACACAGAUGGCUCUGUGAAUGGAAAAGAAGAGCUGAUUGGGAAGAAAAGAGAAAUCAAAAAGAAGAGAGUGACAAUCCACAGGAAUCCUCGGACAGCAUGGAUUUCCAAGAUGACAAAUCGGACAGUGAGGAUGAAACUAUGCUAUGUAAUACUAUGCUACUUAUUGGUCCCCCAGGCAUAGGCAAAACUGCUGCAGUUUAUGCUUGUGCGCAGGAGCUCGGCUUCAAGAUAUUUGAAGUUAAUGCAUCUUGCCAGCGCAGCGGGAGACAAAUUCUGUCUCAUCUGAAGGAAGCUACUCAGUCUCAUCAGGUGGACAAACAAGGUGUACAUGCUCAUAAGCCAUCCUUCUUUAACAGCUAUAGUAGCAGUAAAUCACCAAAAAAAAAUUCUCCCAGAACAGACUGGUCUCCAAGGAAAUCUCCAGUUUCACCCAGGAAAGUUGGAUUAAAACAAGGUUUGGCUCCCAGAACACUAGCAAACUAUUUCAAAAUUUCUUCCAAGCCUCCAAAUAAGGAAGAAAAUGCACAAGGAAGCAACAAAGAAAAUAAGGAAACCUUAUCUGGAGAAAAUACACAGACAAAAUCAGUAAAGGGGGAAAUCAAAGAAGAUGAAUCAAGUAAAAAAUGUGCAACUUCUCUUAUCCUCUUUGAAGAGGUUGAUAUAAUCUUUGAUGAAGAUGUUGGUUUUCUAAAUGCAAUAAAGACAUUUAUGACAACUACCAAGAGGCCUGUAAUUCUUACUACUAAUGAUCCAUCAUUUGGUUUAAUAUUUGAUGGCUGCUUUGAAGAAAUCACUUUCAGCACACCUUCCUUGAUAAAUGUUGCCAGCUACCUCCAAGUUCUCUGUUUGGGUGAGAACUUAAGAACAGAUAUAAAAGAUUUUGCUGCCUUGUUAACUUCAAAUAAUUGUGACAUCAGGCAGAGUAUUCUACACUUACAGUUCUGGGUUAAGAGUGGUGGUGGCUAUUUGAAAGAAAAAGGGUUGGCCCUACAAGGGCAAGGGAAAGAAACAAGUGGCACAGAACAGGGUGUUUGCAUCAAAGAACCAACCACCACCAAGAUCAGGAAUCCUGAACCUCUUGUGAAGAUUCCCAAAUGUAACACUGGCUGCAUUGAGAACAUACUUGGCCUUACAAACAUCUUUUUGCCUUCAGAAGAUCUGUUUUCAUUUCUUAAGAAUGCAAUCACAACAAAGGAAGCGUGGAAUAAACUGAUACAUCUGCUCACAGAAUUCCAGAGGAAGAAUAUAGAUUUUAUUUAUAGCAAUCUUGAAAACAUUUUACCUUUACCUGUUAAUAUACUUCCAGAACCAAUGCAUAUGCCUAAUCUUUUAGAUAAGAACUUUACAAAAAGCUCAUCAAAUAAUGGACCCACUGACAGUGACUGCUUGGGGGAAGCUAGUCCUGUGAAAAAGACUAAGCAGACAAAGUGCCGGAGGAGGAUAGUUAUAUUGGAUGAUAGUGAUUUAUUUGAGAGUGAAUUAAACUAUUCUGGAUUCAUUACUGUGCCAUCUGACACAAAUGGCUCAUGCUUAGAAGAAAAACCUGAGCGCACAAGCACAGUAGCAUUGAAUGAUAAAGCAAAAGCAAAAGACUGUGCUCUUACAUUCCAGUGUCUAAAUUCACUAGCUGAAUUUGUUGACAAUAUGUCUCUCUCAGACUCUUGCUUCAGCUUCAGGACUCAGGCAUCAACACAGUCUUGUAAGUACGAGGAAUUUAUUUGGACAAAAGGAAAGAUAAAAAAUGGUCUAUCUGAUGAGUUUAGUAUGGAGGAUACUGACUGGUGGAGGUCCCAAAGCUCUAUUGAACUGAAAGCAACAAUGGAGGCACUAAAUUUUAAUAAAUGCUUUAAGAAUAUUUCAAAAAUAAAAGAAAAUGCAUUGAACACUGCAAGAACUCCUAGGAAGAAUGAAUUGGAAGAUGUUCCCCUCCAUAUUUCAAAAGACCAACCCAAUUUAUACUUUGGCCAGCAAGCAGCUAAUACAAGAAUUCAGCAUAAUGCACAAAAGAGGUUAGAAUUGAUUGAAACUGUGUUUUCUGGUAGAAGCCUUCUAAAUUAUACUAACAGACAAGCUAGUGUAAUGGAAUACCUGCCAACUCUCCGCAACAUCUGCAAGUCAGAAAAGCAGAAAGAACAGGGGAGAACAAAAAGAAGGUUUCUUCACUACCUUGAAGGAAUUCAUCUUCCCAAAGAAAUUUUGAAUAGUUUGGCAACAGACUUCCCUUAAAAUAAAUCCCAAUAGUGACUUUGUACAUGUAAAAAACAUUACUGUAUAUUCAAAGUGCUUGUUUAUAUUUUGAUAUUUUUAAAGUAUUUAAAUAACAGACUAUAUAUAUCUUCUGUCAAGGUGCUUUUCAUAUUCUAAAUAAUUUCCCUGCAAAACUGCACAUAUGUAUGCAUAAAGAUCAACAUGAAACAAAGGCAGCAGAAACAGCUGUGCAAGUGCCUUUUCUAUACUGAUAUUACUGUAGGGUCAUUAGGAAUAUUUAAAUCCAACCUUGUAUCUUUUAUUUUCAUACUGUGUGUUUUAUUUUUACUAUUGCUUCACUGAAUUUUCCUUGGCCAAAUUUAUGUAUCUGCAGUGAAAUAAUAAAUAUGUGGAUUUUUGUAAUUUCUUGCAAGGUGACCUUUUAGGCAUGAAAACAUGUUGUGUUUUGUUCUGAUGAACUGUUCUUAUAUUUUAGGAUGUUACCCAUUUAAAUGUGAAAAUGUUUACAGUAAACCCUUGGUAUCUGCUGGGGUUUGAUUCCAGGAUCCCCCUUGGAUUUUUAAGUCCUGUUCAAUACAAUGGAAUAGUACAAUGGUGUGCCUUAUAUAAAAUUACAAAUUCAAGGUUUGCUUUUUGGAAUUUAUAUAUUUUUAACCUGUGGAUGUUUGAAUCUGUGGAUAAAUAAAUCCAUGGGUACAGAAAGCUGACUAUACUAUA
Molecule: messenger RNA, 6145 nt
Organism: Sceloporus undulatus (fence lizard)
Lineage: Eukaryota; Metazoa; Chordata; Lepidosauria; Squamata; Phrynosomatidae
Gene: ATAD5
Product: ATPase family AAA domain containing 5
Exons: 23
Coding region: 155-5446 (1763 amino acids)
Cellular component (GO): nucleus
Molecular function (GO): ATP hydrolysis activity; DNA clamp unloader activity; DNA binding
Source: RefSeq, a predicted model, not a curated record